Molecule: messenger RNA, 2176 nt
Organism: Syngnathus typhle (broad-nosed pipefish)
Lineage: Eukaryota; Metazoa; Chordata; Actinopteri; Syngnathiformes; Syngnathidae
Product: protein phosphatase 1 regulatory subunit 1A-like
Exons: 9
Coding region: 506-1144 (212 amino acids)
Biological process (GO): intracellular signal transduction
Cellular component (GO): cytoplasm
Molecular function (GO): protein phosphatase inhibitor activity
Source: RefSeq, a predicted model, not a curated record
AGAAAUAAUGUCCUCAUGCAAAGAGGACGCACGUAUGGCGGCAAGCUGACAAGGGCGACCCAUGUCCAUCAAAUGAAACCAAAAUGGAAAGUCACUUGCUUUGUCCUUGAAACCACUCAUGUAUCCACACAAAAAGCAAAGGGCAUUUACUCAUCUCAGCGAGCCAGUGAGUGUGGAAUGAUGAGGAUGAUGCCUCCCUCCUACACAUCCAAAAGAGAGAGAAUCUUUUUGUCAUGCUACCUCUCCCUGCCGCAGAGCUCCGAGCGCACCAAUACACGCCGUAGGAGGUGUAGAAAAGGCGGGUCCUCCAUCUAACUCAGCCAAUGUGGGUGAAGGAGAGGCGCUCCCAACUCGUAGUGCCCUUGUCGUUUCAGCACUGGGAUCCAGAGACGAGGCAAGGCAGGACAGGCAGCUUCCUCGCUUGGUGGAGUCUUCCCUCCUCCUCCUUGCACUCCUCAAGGAUUGCUGACAUUCACGCACACGCAUCUACUCGAGUACAGCCACCAUGGAAACAGGGAGCCCCAGGAAGAUACAGUUCACCGUGCCACUACUGGACACCCACCUGGACCCAGAAGCAGCUGAACAGAUUAGGAGACGUCGACCAACACCCGCAACUUUAGUGGCAUCCAGUGACCAGUCAUCACCAGAAAUAGAUGAAGACCGUCUGCCUAACACACUGUACAAGGCCGCCUUGCUGAACUCUCCUCUACAGCGGCGGAAAGGACAAAAAGGAACGCCCACAAUGAAAGAGCUGCAGUUUCUGGUAGAGCAUCACCUAUACAGGCAGCAGCAAGGAGGCGCUGACGAGUGCUCCUCCGAGAGUUGUUUGUCGGACAGGCCCAGCCCGGAUUCAAUGGCCCCGGGGGAGGAGCUCCCACGGGAUGAUGAGGCCACUGCUGAGGCUUUUGAGAAGCUGCGUUGCCAAAUGGAGGCGGAGUUCUCCAGGGAGAGUCUUUCAGAAGCGACCGUCGACGGCUUGGAGUUCCCCCUCUCUAAGGAAGACGACGACCGCUCCAGGGUCGCUUUGUCAGAUCCUUCAUCACAGCUCAACAACGCACAAGCAGCCAAAAAGACGGCGACGUGCAGCACCAGUCAGCCAGCCGUCGAGAAGACAAUGAAUCUCAGCCCAGGGACAGAAAAAUAAAUAGAAGAUGAAAAGAAUUAAUUCAAGCGCUCGUGUGUACCUUGUAAAUGCUGCUCCUUCAAUUCAAUCAGCUCCACACACACUGACAAGUAUUGUGUGUGCAGACUCACGUUCUAGCCACAUCAGGACAAUCCUUCAGGGCCUAGGUUACCAGCCACAAAAUAAUAUUCAUACAUAGCCAUAAAGUUCCAAACGGAUCCUUAUGUUUUGCUUCGUUAAUUCCCAUCCCCCCAAUUCAAAACGCUCAUUUUAGUGUGCCAUGAUGUCUGCGAUUGUUCCAUCAAAGCAAUAACACCGCGUUCGUACCUCAUUAAACGUAUCACUUUCAACGUAGUCGCUAGUAGCAAUAGUCCAAGUUUUGUUUCAACAUUCUUAAUUGGCAUAAAAGUAUAAAGUCCACGCUCAAAGUCAAAUAACUCACCCUUUGAUAACACCCGAUAGACGGAACCGCAAAGCGAACUAGGAAAGUGUAGAAUAGAUUGUGUAUGAAUAGAUGCAGUGGUAGUUUUUCUAUAAUUCUCUUUGGCGCCACCUUGUGGCGUUUAAGUUUGUCUUAAAAGGAAUUAGUCUCAAGGAAGUAAGUUGAUUAACUGAGAGACAACAUUAUUAUUAUUAAUAAUUUUAUGGAAAGCUGUUUAAACUUUGCUUGUUUUAUUUAUUUUUUUCUGAUGUAAAUCCAUUUCAUAAAACAUGUUCUCGCAUGGUACCAGUAGAGUUUACUGCGCUUUGUUUUCAAUGGCACAAACCCAUUUUAAAUCGCAGGCUGAUAUUCCUUUGUCCAAGCAAUCAGAACAUUACAAAUUCCUUCAAAUUGAAAUUAAUACGGAGAUUGUGACAAUCUUUCCACACCCGUCACAUUUACACUGCAUCACAGUAAAAUCUUUAAAAAAAUUGCUCUUUUUUGGCAGUGUAUUUAUGGAUUUGGUCGUUUUUGUCAUGUUAAAAAUGGUACUUCAAACUGAAUUUGUUCCAAGCUUAUUUGAAUCGAUGAGUUAUCAAAAUGUGUUUGAUACAAUAAAAUGUUGAAAUUGA